AUGAUGAACAACACCAUCAAGUUUGCUCUCUGGUUCUUGGCGAUGAUGACCCUCACUAUCGGGUUCCUCUUCACCACCGCCGGCCCAACCUUCGCCGCGAUCGACUCGACCGUUCGCAUGGAGCAGUCGAUCGUACCUCAGGCCAGCUUCGCUUCGACCAGCGACCACCACUUCUGGUCGUUGUUGGUGGCGAAGUCUGCCCGCUCCAUGAAGGAGGUUCCUCCGUUCCGAGUCGGCCGCCAUUACAUCACGACGGAGAAGAGUCUGUGGACUCUUUCGCUCGAGCAACGACACCACUACACCAUGUGUGUGGUGCUGUUCGACAUGGUGAUCAUCGCGUUGAUCACCACCGCUCUCACCAAGGCCACCAACCAAUGGGCGGCCCACUUGCUGGCCAUUGUCGAGGCGGCAGUUGAGACGGCCAAGAGGGCCAAGGAGCUGGCCGAGGCCCCCAAGAUUACCGCCGAGGAGACGCACCCGCUCGCCUCCCAAGAUGAGAUCCCCACCAAGGAGACGCGCCCGCUUGCCAGCCUGCUCAAGGAGGCCAAAGGCGAGAUCGCCUGCCUCAGCACGGCGAUGCACGUGAGCGAGGAAUGCCAACAAUCUGAAGUCAUGCCGGAGGAGGCGCACGAUGACAACGACGAAUUUCAACUCAACCCAAUGCUGAUGGGCCAGUUCAUCGACGUGGCCCUCCUCCCUCCUGUCGACACCAACUGGUGCGAACGGGUCAAGAAUCAACGUCAAGAAGAAGAAGCACAAGACCAAGAGAUCGGCGAUUCGUCAAUUGACGAUGCGGAGGAGUGGGUCGUACUUGAGGACCUCCGCGGCCGCCGCGCAGGCCCCGAGGAGGCCCCGCUCAACCCGAUGACCAUGGGCCAGUUUUUCGACGUGGCCGACCUCCCGCCGGUGUACGACCAACAGCUCCAGGCCGUUCUCAGCCGGCUGCCCGCCGCCCUCCUGAACGCGACUGACUUGAGCGAAGGUGGGAUGUGGGCCACCCUCGCCUAA
Messenger RNA from Acanthamoeba castellanii str. Neff, 1008 nucleotides. RefSeq lists its product as uncharacterized. The record is from RefSeq and is a predicted model, not a curated record. The transcript is spliced from 5 exons. Lineage: Eukaryota; Discosea; Longamoebia; Acanthamoebidae. The coding region runs from base 1 to 1008 and encodes 335 amino acids.